UUAAAUGGAUAAAAUGGACAUUUUGGGUGAUGGAAGUUCACAGACACUCCCUUAGUUUGCUGGAAGGCAACUAUAACUGACACAGAGUUGCUCUCAAACCUCUCCUCAUCCUGGAAUGAAGCACCACUUGUUAAACAGCAGCCAGGCGAGGCCAGGCUCCUCCUACUCAAAGUAUUUGUUGUUCCCGCCCCUUUCACAGAUCUGCCAAUGUUGGGUGUGACACCAUGUGAUUCAUGUAAGAGCUGAAAUGCCCAUACACUGAAGAUCGGAGAGAGGGAAUGAGGAAAUUAGCUCAGCUUUUAUCUGGAAUCAAAACUUACUGACAUUCACUGUCAUCGAGGGGAGAAAUGGCACAGAAAGAGAUCUUGGAUCAAGAAAAGCUGAGCUGUUCGAUCUGUCUGGAUCUUCUAAAGGAUCCGGUGACUAUUUCCUGUGGCCACAGCUACUGCAUGAGCUGUAUUAAAGACUACUGGGAUGAGAAGCUUGAGGAUAAAACACACAGCUGCCCUCAGUGCAGGCAGAGCUUCACAGAGAGGCCCGUCCUGGGGAAAAACACCAUGUUAGCAGAGUUGGUGGAGGAAGUGAAGAAGGUGGGACUUCAAGCUGCUUCACCUGAUGAACCCUAUGCAGGACCUGGAGAUGUGGCCUGUGAUUUCUGCCUUGGGAUGAAGCUGAAAGCCUGCAAGUCCUGUUUGGUGUGUAUGGCCUCUUUCUGUGAGCAACACCUUAAGCCUCACUACAACGUCGCUCCGUUAAAGAAACACAAGCUGGUUGAAGCCACUUUAAAGCUUCAGGAGAACGUCUGCUCUCGCCACGACGAGGUGAUGAAGAUUUUCUGCCGCACCGACCAGAAGUGCAUCUGUUAUCUCUGCUCCAUGGACGAUCAUAAAGGCCAUGACACGGUGUCUGCUGCAACAGAGAGGGCUGACAGGCAGACAGAGCUCGGGGCCAGUCGACAAAAACUCCAGCAGAGAGUCCAGGACAGAGAGAAAGACGUCAAGGUGCUGCAGCAGAGGGUGAAGGCUUUCAAUCAAUCUGCUGGUGCAGCUGUGAGGGACAGCGAGGAGAUCUUCACUGAUUUGAUCCGUCUCAUUAAGAAGAGAAGCUCCGAGGUGAAGCAGCAGAUCAGAAGCCAGCAGGAAACCCAAGUGAGUCAAGCUAAAGAGCUGGAGGAGAAGCUGCAGCAGGAGAUCACUGAGCUGCAGAGGAAAGACACUGACCUGCAGAAGCUCUCACACUCAGAAGAUCACCUGCAUUUCCUCAACAACUACCCCUCGCUGUCACGUCUGAGUGAGUCUCAAGACUUACCCAGCGUUGAGAAUUGCCCUCUGCCCUCUUUUGAGGACGUGACAGCAGCUGUGACAGAGGCCAGAGAUAAAGUGAACGCUGUUCUGAGUGAGGAGGGGACAAAGAUCUCACUGGCAGUGACUGAAGUGGACGUUUUACCACCCAGAACCAGAGCUGACUUCAUGAAAUAUUCUACUCAAAUCACACUGGAUCCAAAUACAGUAAAUAAAUAUUUGUCAUUGAGUAACAGGAACAGAAAAGCAACAAAAAUGGCAGCAGAUCAGUCAUAUUCAGUUCACCCAGACAGAUUUACUGGUGUGAAACAGGUCCUGAGUAAAGAGGGUCUGACUGGACGUUGUUACUGGGAGGUGGAGUGGAGCGGGUACACUGAUAUAGCAGUUGCCUACAAGGAUAUUAGCAGAACAGGGACCAUAGAUGAAUGUGGAUUUGGAUUUAAUGACAAAUCUUGGUCAUUAGAAUGUAAAGGUGGUGGUUAUAAAUUCAGACAUAACAAUAUAAAAACUUCCACCUCAGGCCCUCAGUCCUCCAGAAUCGGGGUUUACCUGGAUCACGAGGCAGGUACUCUGUCUUACUACAGCAUCUCUGAUACCAAGACCAUGACCCUCCUCCACAGAGUCCAGACCACGUUCACUCAGCCUCUCUAUCCUGGGUUUUGGCUUCCAUCAAAUACUGGAGACAGUGUUGAGUUGUGUGAUCCCAGGUAGACAGGAGUUUAAAUGCUGAGGUGUGUCUGCAGUGCAGAGAUCAAACAUGAGGCAGAGCUGUGAU
Molecule: messenger RNA, 2076 nt
Organism: Centropristis striata (black sea bass)
Lineage: Eukaryota; Metazoa; Chordata; Actinopteri; Perciformes; Serranidae
Product: tripartite motif-containing protein 16-like
Exons: 1
Coding region: 348-2012 (554 amino acids)
Molecular function (GO): zinc ion binding; protein binding
Source: RefSeq, a predicted model, not a curated record